Messenger RNA from Aedes aegypti (yellow fever mosquito), 8970 nucleotides. It is a transcript of the gene Dscam4, whose product is annotated as Down syndrome cell adhesion molecule-like protein Dscam2. Gene Ontology annotation, biological process: axon guidance; cell-cell adhesion. Gene Ontology annotation, molecular function: protein binding. The coding region runs from base 1721 to 7603 and encodes 1960 amino acids. The transcript is spliced from 21 exons. Gene Ontology annotation, cellular component: plasma membrane; axon. NCBI's taxonomy places the organism in Eukaryota, Metazoa, Arthropoda, Insecta, Diptera, Culicidae. The record is from RefSeq and is a predicted model, not a curated record.
CGGUCAUCAGUAGGAUUUGUUCCUACUGGCAAACGAUGAGGUUGCCUCCUUCGCCACUUCUUCCGCGCUUUUUGGCCACCGUCGUCAUCGUCUGGCACUGGCAGGUAGAAGCAAGAAGCAUUCCGAGUGAAAAACCGAGGCUCAUUCCUUGAUCAAGUGUUGCUAGAGUGAAAAGUGUCAAGUUUUUCUCCGGUGGCAGACUCACUCACUAAAGCAAAAGAAAGAUGGCAGAAGCAGUCUGUACCAAAAGUGUCUGGGUCGAGAAAAAUUGGAUUAAAAUGUCAUAAUUCAGGACUAUUGCCAAAGUUUUGCGUUCAUUGUGCGAAGCGAGCUGGUUUGUGGUGCGGACAAAUUGCAAACCUUUUUUUGGCGGCUUAUUUGUCUUAUUUUACCCCGCAGGGGACGGAAAGAAAGCUGUGCGGUGGCAGACCGGAGGAAAUCUUAGAUAGCUUCUAAGAAAAGGCGAAGAAAACGAGAAAUUGGGGGAUUUGUUUGAUUUCGGGUGCAAUCGUGUGUGAAGAAACGGAAGAAAGUAAAGAAGAGAUUUGUCUGAUGUCGGUGAGGCUGCGAAAGGAGAAGGGUUACGAUCCGGCUCAAGAAACAUGGGUGGUGGGAGGCAAACGUGACCUAAAGAGUGACUGUUUUCUGGGACUAGGAAAUAAAAAUGACACCAACGCGAUAAAGAAAGGAUUGUUGAAUGUAGAAGCAGUAUACUGAAGAUAAAUAUGUGUUUGAAUUGGCGGUAAAAUAAAAUAUCUCAUUUUCAUGUCUACAGACCGACAACUAUUCGAACUUGUACAAAACGAAAAUGUGAGAAAAAAGUUUUAGUAAAUGUGUAUAGAAUGGAUAAUCAUUUUGAUUCAAUACGGCAUUAAGCAAAGUGAAAAACUAAGCCAUAAGUUAGUUUUGCUGCAGUUAUGUUCAGAUAGAAACAAAAAAAAUCUCCAAAGUGAAAAGUUUCCAAUCGCCGACAGGAAAUGCAUUUUUAAUUAACUCACAUUUUGGGAUUUUUGCUUGCUGACGUUGUUACUGAAACACAGAAUGGCUGCUGGUGGCUUUUGGUUCGGUUGUACGUCGACGGAUGAUAGUGGGACGAUACUGGUGAUUGUGAUGAUGAUGCAUUCAAAUGUGUUGGUGCGAUAGACAGCCUAGAGUGCAGUUGCAGCUUCCGAGCACAGGAGAAAGCAGGAUAAUCACCACCCAACUGACUCUAUCAACGCAGGGAAAGUUAGGCUAAAGUAUUUUCCGUAGAAGUCUCUGUCGUUCGCGGCGAUGGAUCAAGUGUAAAAAGUUUCCCUUUUCGCGCUUUCAGUGCCAAUCGUAGAUGUGCACUCACGGGACUGCCAAAGUGUGAAAUAAUUAUUUGUGUACAUGUAUAUAUACAUAGUUGUCAUAUGAAAUCCAUUGCUCUAAAUUGCAGAAGCCAGUGAAACUGACGUACAGUAAUUGGAAAUCAAAUUAAGAGGGAUAUGUACCCGAUAGUGAACUCUAUAUCGUAGUGCAGGAGCAGUAGAAGUUUUGACUCAAAAUUAAGUGACUUCAGUAAAGUUGUAAUUAGUGGCUUUUGUGUACAAGAGGGAAAAAAUUCAUCAGUGCGCAAUGUGCUGCAAAAGUUUGCGGAACUUUAUGAUGCUAUGUAGAAAUUUUCAACGAAAGCAGUAAUUGCUGCCGGCUCCUUACAUUAUUGCUCAUCAUAUGAUUUUAUCAGAGGUUAACCAAAAUGGAUGUACAUGGCCUGCUGCUGAAGGCUGUUUGCUUGCUGUACAUUAUAAAAGGCGUCAUACUGUUGGAUCUUCAGGGACCUAUGUUUCUCAGUGAGCCACAGCACCGAGUGGAGUUUUCGAACAACACUGGGGGACACAUCGAGUGUUCGGGCCAUGGGAGUCCUCCACCAGACGUGGAAUGGUCGGUAGCGACAACCAACCACGAACUGGUGUACUCUUCACCGAACGGAAGUUUAAUUUUUUACCCCUUCUCGGCGGACAAGUUUCGGCACGAGAUCCACUCCACAGUGUAUAGAUGUAAAUUAAAAAACUUAGUCGGUACUAUUUUAAGCCGCGAAGUGCACGUGAAAGGAGUCGUUAAUCAGAAGUAUAAUGUGCAAGUACAUGACGAAUAUGUCAUGACGGGAAACACCGCGGUCCUGAAAUGUCAGGUGCCUAGCUACAUUCAGGAUUACGUGGUAGUAACAGCCUGGGUGCAAGAUACCGGCGUGCAUCUAUACCCGAAUACCGACAUCGGUGGCAAAUACAUCGUACUGUCGAACGGUGAUCUGUACAUAAACAAUGCUGGACCAAGUGAUGCGUACAAAACGUAUUCUUGCAGAACUGUAAAUAGACUAACAGAAGAAAUACAACUUUCGACAUAUCCAGGUAGAGUGAUAGUGACUGAACCGAAAGGACUAGUACAACCUAGAAUUAAUGUAGAAAAACAUUCACUCAAGCACGUGGUUGUGAAUGCCCACGUGACGCUGCCUUGUGUUGCCCAAGGCCACCCGGUGCCAACGUAUCGCUGGUUCAAGGAGGUCAAGGACCAGAUCAUUCCCCUGCAGUUAAAUGAACGGAUCAGCAUCGUUUCGGCAGGAUUGCUCAAAAUUUCCAAAGCCCGCCUGGAGGACAGCGGGAAGUACCUUUGCUGGGUGAACAACACGGCCGGCGAAGAGACAAUCCAGGUGACGUUGACCGUUACCGCUCCUUUAUCAGCACACCUGCAGCCGCAAGUACAAACCGUAGAUGUUAGUAAGGAUGCACAGUUCCAGUGUAUCAUUUCGGGGUUUCCCGCGCACGAAGUUCUGUGGAUGCACAACGGAAAGCCAAUUGUGCGUGACAGUCGGAUAGAAAUCUAUACCGAUACGCCACGAAUUGUGAUUAAAAACGUACAUAAGGAGGACCAGGGCAUGUAUCAGUGCUUCGUGUCCAACGAAUGGGAGCAAAUCCAGAGCACGGCAGAACUACAACUGGGAGAUGCGACACCGGAGCUACUUUAUUGGUUUUCGGAGCAGACUCUCCAACCAGGCCCGACAGUUUCGUUAAAGUGCGUUGGGACUGGAAAUCCUCCACCGCAAUUUACCUGGAAGCUGGAUGGUUUUCCGAUACCGGAUAAUUCCCGCUUCGUGGUUGGCCAAUACGUUACAAUACACGACGACGUAAUCAGCCAUGUGAAUAUUUCAAACGUUAAGGAAGAGGACGGUGGAGAGUACACCUGUGUGGCGCAGAAUAGUAUAGGAAGAGUUUCACACAGCGCCAAGGUGAACGUCUACGGGCUUCCAUAUAUCCGAGAGAUGCCUAAAAUAACUGGCGUUUCAGGUAGUGACCUGGUUGUUAAAUGUCCCGUGGCGGGGUAUCCCAUCGAUAAGAUACACUGGGAACGUGACGGUCAAACACUGCCCAUAAAUCGUCGCCAGCGAGCAUACAACAAUGGAACGCUAAUCAUCGAACAGCUGCAAAGGACCGAAGAUGCCGGGACUUACACAUGUAUGGCUCAGAACAAGCAGAAACAAACCGCUCGGCGAAACGUCGAGAUACAAGUUAUAGUGCCUCCAAAGAUUAUGCCCAUUCAAUCCAUGACGAACAUGCUACGGGAAGGAAUGCGGGCUGCCAUAUCGUGCCAAAUACUGGAAGGAGAUCUUCCGGUAACCUUUCGCUGGGAACGCAACGGAAAGCCAAUCCUCGGCACCGGAAACGAAGUUAUAAGGCGGCUAGACGAAUACUCCGCCAGCCUAGUUGUUGAACAUAUCACAUCCGAGUAUUCGGGAAAUUAUACCUGCAUUGCAAGUAAUGUCGCAGGCAGUGAAAGUUUUACCGUUCCUUUGACGGUAAAUGUACCACCAAAGUGGGUCUUGGAACCGAAAGAUUCCAGUGCUCAGGCGGGUCAGGACAUUGCUCUGCACUGCCAGGCGGGAGGUCACCCAAAACCAACAAUCGCCUGGAAAAAAGCAAUCGGAAGCACCCCCGGUGAAUAUAAGGAUUUUUUAUACGAGCCCAACGUCUCACUGCACGCAAACGGAACAUUGGAAUUCCGAAAGAUUACCAAAGAAUCGCAGGGGCAUUUUUUGUGCGAAGCAAAAAACUCCAUCGGGACCGGUGUCAGCAAAGUCAUUUUUCUCAAAGUUAAUGUGCCUGCUCAUUUUAACACUAAAAGCAAACAAAUAACAUCUCCACGAAACAAACAAAUUCAUAUCCAGUGCAACGUACAAGGCGAUAAUCCCAUCGAUAUCAAAUGGAAGCUGCAAAACUCACAGCAACACAUCGACGAAUCCUUGGACAACCGGUAUAAUAUCCGGGAACAGGUUCUGGACGAUGGUAUGGUUUCGGAACUGGGAAUUUCCCAUACCUACCGGCAGGACACAGGAGUUUACGUCUGUCACGCAACGAAUGCUUUCGGUCAUGACGAAAUGUCGAUUCAGUUGGUCAUCCAAGAAGUUCCAGAACCACCCAAGAAUCUUCGGAUAAACUCACAACAAUCGAGAACUCUACAGCUCUCUUGGAGCCAACCGUUUGCAGGAAAUAGUCCCAUCGAAAAGUACAAUGUGGAAUAUAAACUCACGACGGAUUUGUGGCAAUCGGCUGAACACAUUACAGUAGCGGGGACACAAACCGUCAUAACGUUACAAAAUCUCAAACCAGCGAAAGCAUAUCAUAUUCGGAUAUCUGCCGAAAAUAAACUGGGUGCUUCCGAGUAUUCGGAAGUGAUCCAAGUGACAACAUUAGAAGAAGUGCCUUCUGGUCCACCGUUGAACAUCAAGGGUGAAUCGAAAAGUUCCACCGAAAUCUUCCUCUCGUGGGAAGCUCCAGAUCGUGAGCAAUGGAAUGGUAAUCUAUUAGGUUACUACGUUGGCUAUCAGGAAGCAUCUGGACCUAAUGAUAAGGAAAUCAAACCAACUCAAGGCUUUAAUUUUAAAACUGUUGAAGUAAGAACACACUUUGGCGGAGAGACCACACUCACCAACUUGAACAAAUGCACCCAAUACAACAUCGUGGUGCAGGCCUACACGAGUCAAGGAAGUGGACCACCUAGCAAGGAAAUUGCAAUAGGUACGCUCGAGGAUGUGCCUUCAACACCUCCCGACAGUCCCAAAUGUGACGUACUGAGUUCAACAUCCAUCUACAUCACGUGGUCUCCUCCAGCACCCGAGGGGCAAAACGGAAAAAUCCGAGGCUACAAAGUGUCCUAUAUUGAAAUUGACGAUCUUUUUGAAAAAGAACCUUACGUAACAAAAACCAACAACCAAUACAUGACUCUGGAGAACUUGAAAAAGUUUACGAACUACACUUUUUGGGUGCUCGCUUUUACAAAAGUCGGUGAUGGUGUACGGACCACUUCUUUCUUUUGUACCACUCAUGAAGAUGUUCCUUCAGCACCAAAAUCGAUCAAAGCUGUUCCUGCAUCGAGCACAAAAAUAAUUAUUUCUUGGCUACCUCCGGCAAGUAAAAAUGGCAUAAUCACCGGUUAUACGUUCUACAUGGCACUCGUAGAUGGUGGCAGAGAUGAAGGAACCCACAAGAGAUCACUAGUACCGUACGCAGAGAUACACGAAACGGUAAGGUUACAGGAGCAUGCCACCUAUCAGUUCUGGUUGACGGCGUCUACGAAAGUGGGCGAAGGUGAAAAAUCGGAAGUGAUCACAGUUCCUCCAAACAAUAAAGUUCCUGCUCGGAUUGUGUCCUUCAGCCAGGAAAUCAUAACGCCAUGGAAAGAAACGUUGGUUUUACCGUGCAGAAAAGUUGGAGUUCCAGCACCUGUCACAAUCUGGCGGCAAGACGAUCAACCAAUGGAAACUGGGACGAGGAAAUUGAUUGCUAAAAACGGAACUCUUUACAUUAAAGACUGUCAGCAUUCGGAUGCUGGAAACUAUACCUGCAGCGUGGAAAACAACUGGGGUAAAGACGAAAUAGUUUACCAUAUUAAGAUAAAGGUUCCUCCAGACCCACCUAGCCUGUCCGUUAUCAAUACUUACACUGAUAGUUUACUACUCGAAUGGUUGGAUAAUCGUCAUGGAGGUUCUCCAAUUCUUGGCUAUGUCAUAAAUUACAAACGAGAGCAUGGCGAUUGGGAGGAGAUCCAAAUAGAUUCUAAAACUAACACUCACCUUUUGGUGAACCUAUGGUGCGGUACAAAAUAUCAGCUGUACAUUACGGCCUACAACAAAAUCGGUACCGGUCUUCCAUGUGAUAUUGUACAUUCCCAAACGAAGGGAUUGCCUCCAGUUCAGCCGAAACACUCGCAAAUGAUAACGAAUAACUCAACUAGCGUAACUUGUUGGUUGGAUUCGUGGGGUGAUGGAGGCUGUGGGAUUUCCCAUUUUUCUGUGGAAAAUCGAGUGUUCGGCAGAUCACAGUGGAAUAUGAUUUCAAAUCAUGUUGAAGCAACCGAAAGGAUAUUCACUGUGUCAGAGUUGAUACCGGCUACCAAGUAUCAACUUCGAGUGACUGCUUACAACAAUGCCGGAGCUACGAUGGCAAUAUACAAUUACACUACGCUGACUGUUUCUGGAGUGAUUGUUCAUCCUGAUUUGACUAAUCCAGUUUCACCCCACUUGGGAGACAAUCCUUUCUACGCGAAUUUCAAGGUUCUGGUGCCCCUUUGCCUGUCCAUUCUGAUUCUAUUCGGACUGAUAGCAGCGGCUCUUCUUAUUCGAAAGAAAAAGCUCAACAACCAGAACCGAAUACCAUCAACGUCAAUGUCAGAAUCACCAUCGAUUGCCAACAUCCAAAACAAGCAAAACCGGGACCAGCAAUAUCUGGCAGUUCGCGCCCAACAAAACAGCCGAAAUAGCAAUUCUGUUGAUUCCGGUAGCUUUAAAGCCGAAGGAAAUGAAUACAUUGAAGACAUUUGCCCGUAUGCAACAUUUCAGCUGAACAAGCAAACGUACAGCGAAAGUUCAUACAGUGGAAAUGUUUACAGUGGACCCUAUCACUCGGUAAGAGGAUCAUUUGUGUAUCAUGAUGUAAAAACCGAAAAUUAUCAUAACAAAGAACCAGAAUAUACAAAAGUACGCAGAAAGGGCGGAUCUCGUCUGAGGGAUCCGGCCACUUCGGAGCCGAUAGAUAUAAAUCAAUUUAUAGAAUCUGACAAUCCCGGAUCCACAGAUUCCGAAGUUAGGAAGAUACUAACACUUCAUAUACCGAUUACAGAAUAUGAUACGCUUGGUUCCGAGUCCGACAACGACAUGGCCUCGCGUUCUAACCAGUCCAACUACCGACAUCACAGAGACACUCAGGACGAAACCUCUUCGUCUUCUGAGAAUUCACCUUCUAGUGUAACUAGAAAGUCGAAACCACCGUACCCGCCGCGAAAAUCGGCCAAAUCAUCGCAGAACCUGGCAAAACGACACGUCCGGAGUUCCAGCGGCUACUCGAGUCACAACGAGGAGACAACGUUUAGUAUAUCUAAUUAUCCAAAUUAUUCCGAUCAUAUAACGCCGCCAGCCAGGUUCUCCGAUAUCCUAGGACGGGACGCCACGUUGGCAGUCUCGUCCGUGAAUCCCUCCGGGCUGGUGGGCAGUGCCAGCGAGCUCACUAGUACGAAAAAGUCGAGCAAUCACUCGCCAAGACCACGUGCCAAUCAGAAGCUUCAACGAGAAGCAUUCCAAAUCAAUGUGUGAUGGGAUUGUUACAGCGAUUUUCAGGAGUUUUAGGCCGAGCUCAUCAAUCAUCUCAUCUAAGUACUACAUGUCGCUAGAAUGCGCCAAAACCAUAGGGACAUCAUCGCAUUUACUCAUCAACCUUUACUCAUUUGCUAGCAAAUGUGAAAAUCCUGAAACAAAAGGGAACUCACUUGGUGAAUUCGUGUUUGUUAUGUUGUUCUGAAGUAGAUUUCUUUCGUCAAUACGAUUGUCAUAUUUAUAAUAUAAAGGUAAAUAUGCCACGAAGUUAUUUGAAGUCAAUCAACCUUUUUUUUCCAUUAUUCGGACCAUACCUAGAAAUGACAUUUUGUGUUUGGAAUUCAUUGGAAAUUUCAAUUCAUGGCAUUUUUCCUCACUGCAUAUCGUUAGUGGAAAAAGAAAAGUAAAAACUGCGCAAUGACGUAAAGAUACAAGUGAGAACACAAAGAGAUUGUUAUCGAAUACCAUAGACUUAACUAGAUAGUUAUUUGAUACAAAAAUUUAACACAAAGAGUGAAAACGCGCAACAUUCGCCAAAAAAGAAAUAGGAAAAGUGAUGUGUAAAUUCGUUUAGCUAUUUUAUAUCAAGAUAAUAUUUUAACGUCGGUAGUUACCCCUGCGGAAGCAGAUUUGUUGAGCGCAUCUCAAACAAUUGCUUUUUUCCUUACAAAAAAGAAAAUCUGUCGCUACAUGUUUAGGUUUCAACAAUUGACUUUUAUAGUAGUUAGUAUGGUUACGUUGAACUCUCGUUGAUGGGAAGAAUUAGUUAGACACUAGAAUCACUCCAAAACACACCACUAUUAUCACCAUGUGAGCUUUAUUUAUACAAGAGCAAGUCAAUCUCAUUUCACAAGUAGUGACAAGUACAAUAAGCCUAGAACGUAUCGAAUCAUGUUGAGCGAAUGAUGGUCGAUUGAUUUUAUAGUGAAUUUAUUUAGUUAACCACACACGACUGACUGAGUGUUGUCAAGGGGACUGUUGCAAUCUUAGGGGAAAAUCUAAGAAAGUAUAGAACACACACGAAAAACGAAUUAGGAUAUUAUUUUCAAGAAUGUAUCGAUAUAAUCGAUCACUCCAGGAGCCAAGAGGUCGAUAGCUGUUAAUAAAUGUGUAAAAAUGAAAAAAAUAGUAGUUAAUACGGAGAAAUAAUUGAACAAUCUAGUCAAAAUGCAACCCCAAGAUAGAAAUUUGCAAAAACAAAUCACAACAUUUCACUUCCCAAAUGUAAAUAAGAGACAAAAAUUGAAAAACAAAAACACAAAAACUCACAACUAAAACAGCCAAAAUUUUUGUAAGUGGUACUGAAAACUUUUUGCAAAAUCAUAGUUCAUGGGACAGAAACAUGUUGUGACUAUAAAACUCCAAAA